Trichomonas vaginalis G3 is the source of this 1488-nucleotide messenger RNA. Its product is annotated as pectin lyase-like family. The transcript has a single exon. The record is from RefSeq and is a predicted model, not a curated record. Lineage: Eukaryota; Parabasalia; Trichomonadida; Trichomonadidae. The coding region runs from base 1 to 1488 and encodes 495 amino acids.
AUGUUUGCCUUCUUUUUUGUUAUUUCGAUAUCUGUGACAUUAAAAACUGAUUUCAUAACUCACCAACCAGAUUUCCAGUACAACCCACAGCUAGAUGUUGAGAUCGCAAAAAGAAUUAAUUCACAAGUUUCUUAUGAAGCCACAACUGAAUCUGACAAGCCACGAUAUCAACGAAAUUACUUCAGAUGCGUUGUUAAAACUCUCAAUUCCGAGUUUUCCAAGUGUUACGCUUUCGGUGUCGGAUUGACAAUGGGAUCUGGAGGAGCUCUUUAUCUUUCAGUUAGUAAUCUAGACUCAAAAGACACUACAUUUAAGGAAAACCUUGCAAAUAAUGGCGGAGCUCUCUCCAUUAUUGGCGGAGAUGUUCUUAUUUCAUCAUCUACGUUUGAUAGUAACACCGCUUACGAAAAUAGUGGAUCUAUAUUCAUUUCUGCAAGUAAAUAUGGACUUUUGACAGAAAUUGAUCAAGAUGUAUUAAAACCUCAAAAUACACCACAGAAACCAAACGUUUAUAUAGGAGAAUCCACAACAUUUACAUCAAACUCUGCCAGGAACAGUGGUGGAGCCAUCUAUGUACGUUCCGCUACAGCAUUAAUUGCAAAUAAAGUUACAUUAGACCAAAACUCAGCCCAGCUUGCUGGAUCUGCCCUUUAUCUUGAUACAACACCAGCUAAUGUCAUUUCCAGUACGAUUACCUCGAACAAAAUUGAAUAUUCUCCAAUCAAUACUGGAUCAAAUACUAUUUUUGGCCAGAGAAUGUUCAAAUUAACCAACCAAGCCAAUGGUGGUGCCAUUUGUGUCUUCACACCAUCAGAGGAAACUGGAAUUUACACUGAAAGUAACACAUUCAGUAAAAAUUCAGUGACAGGACAGUACAGUUAUCUUAUGAAAGUACCUGCAGACAUGAGUUUUGCUGGUGGUGGUCCAAUCCAAUGGAUUUCCAAUGGAGAAUGCCAAUUGUCGUAUUCACCAGAUUAUCCAAAUCUCAUUGUCUCUCUGAAUUCCAAAGAUUGUGGUUCAGACAAUCCCUAUAUAUUCAUUGAGAGUAAUGGACUUGGUAUUCCAGAAGAGAAGGCUCAGAACUUCGAAGUAGUUGACUACAACAUUCAAACAAGUUAUACUCCAUACAACGAGAGAGAAAACACUCCUUCGCCAAAUCCAGAAGAAACUAAUGUUCCUGUGGAAGAAGUUCCAGGUGUUUUGGAUGGAAAGAUGAAUGGUUUCAAGACUAUUUCAGUAACUCCUCCAACACCAAGCCGAUCUCCUGUUAAAUUUGAGAUAAUAACACAUUCAGGAAAGAAUUACAGACAAAGUACAAUUACAACAAAAAUAGAAACAAUUACAUUGUCAAAGACAAUGAUUAGUAGUUUAACAACUACAUUGACUGAGAAAGAAAGAGUUACAUAUUAUGCACAGACAUAUGUACAAGUUGAAACAGAUAUUGAAACAAUUACUAUUGUUGAUGUUGAACAACCAAAUUUUCAUUGA